This is a messenger RNA of Coccinella septempunctata (seven-spotted ladybird), 1165 nucleotides long. Its product is annotated as ubiquinone biosynthesis protein COQ4 homolog, mitochondrial. Bases 163 to 972 code for a protein of 269 amino acids. Lineage: Eukaryota; Metazoa; Arthropoda; Insecta; Coleoptera; Coccinellidae. The record is from RefSeq and is a predicted model, not a curated record. The transcript is spliced from 2 exons. Gene Ontology annotation, cellular component: mitochondrial inner membrane; mitochondrion. Gene Ontology annotation, biological process: ubiquinone biosynthetic process.
UUUUUUCAAAGUUUUUCAUUUCAUAUAUAACAGAAAUUAAGGGAGUCCGCAUCCAGAAUAACUAAACAAUUAUUUUUCAUCUAUUUGACGUUUACCCCAGUUCUUAGCGACGAAAUUAUAAAUGAAAAGUUAUUUUGUGAACUGCAAAUAAAAAUCAACGUUAUGCUUCACGUUUCGAAAGUUUUUCUACCGAAUAUUCUUCAUAAAUCAUGCUUUCCACGAAUGAAGGCACGUUUCGGAACAGGACCGAAUGCUUUUUUGAAACAAGAUUGUUUUGAAGAAUACUUCCAGCAGCAUCAUAUUCCAAUAAAUUACUUUCAAAAAUUAUUGUUAACUGUAGGCUCAGCUACCGUAGCUUUGGUAAAUCCAUACAGGGCUGAUAUGGUUGCUUGCUUAGGAGAAACUACAGGUGCUUUUGCGUUAACUUACAUGUUAUCCAAAAUGGAGAACUCUGAAGAAGGUUUAAAAAUACUUAGUGAAAGGCCAAGAAUUAAUACAGAUACUAUAGACGUGGCAAAACUGAGACAAUUUCCUGAAAAUACUUUAGGAAAAGUAUAUGUAAAUUUUUUGGACAAUAACCGUGUGACUCCUGAUUCUCGAGAUCCUGUAAAAUUCAUUGAUGACAUCCAACUGGCUUAUGUUAUUCAAAGAUAUAGAGAAAUACACGAUUUCGUUCAUGCCAUUCUUGGAAUGAAUAUAAAUAUUUUGGGUGAAAUUACAGUAAAAUGGUUUGAAGCAGUUCAGAAUAAACUGCCGAUGUGCUAUGGUGGGGCGCUGUUUGGGGCUUUGAAUUUGAAAGCUCAAGAUAGAAGAGAUUUACUGAAAUACCAUCUUCCUUGGGCUUUGGACACUGGGAGAAAUUGCGGGUUCUUAAUGAAUGUUUAUUUUGAGGAACGACUAGACCAACCAAUUGAUGAGUUACAUGCAGAACUUAAUAUAAAGCCUUUGAUUUUACCCCAUAGAAGGAAGUGAUUUGAACUUGACGUUAAUCAGAAAAUUAUGUGAUACAUUCUUGAAAACAUGAGCAAUUCUUUUCCUGCAUAGAUGUUUGUAUGUGUGAUGUCAUAUUUAUCACUUUUUUCCUGUAUAUAUCUACUUGAUCAUCAAAUUUCUUAUUCAUGUGAAAAAUUCAUCUUUUAUGUGACAAAUAGAAUUUCAGUAUUUU